AUGCUGCUUGUCCUUCUGCUCGCUUUUGUCCUUCUGCCCUGUGCUGGGGCUGGUGAGAUCAUUGGCGGACGGGAAGUUAGGCCCCACUCCCGACCCUACAUGGCUUAUUUAGAAAUUCAAGCCGGCACAAAAUGUAGUUCCUGUGGAGGGUUCCUGAUUCGCCCAGAUGCAGUGCUCUCAGCAGCUCACUGUCUGCAUAAAAAAGGGGCACUGAGUGUCACUGUGAUUCUGGGAGCCCACAACAUCUCUGCCCAAGAACAGAGCCAGCAGAGGAUCCGUGUUAGACAAUGGGUCAUCCAUCCCAAAUAUUCCCAUGUUGGUUUCAAAAAUGACAUUGUGCUGCUGAAGCUGAAGAAGAAGGCCAAGAUCAAUAAGAAUGUGCAAUAUAUCUCCUUUGCCAGCAGAAACCAACAUGUGGGAGUAGGAGCUGAAUGUUUGGUGUCUGGCUGGGGCUUGACUGACACAGGGAGCAAGAGUGAUGUGAUGAUGGAGGUGAAACUGAAGGUGCAAAAGGAGGAAAUAUGUCAGCAUAUUUUCGAUAACUACCAGCGUCAGUCUAUGAUCUGUGUUGGUGAUGAAUACAGUAAAAAAUCAGCUUCCUAUGGUGAUUCUGGUGGCCCAUUAGUCUGCAAUAACAUGGCUCAUGGCAUUGUUUCUCACGGAUGUAAACGCCGCCUCUUCCCUAAUGUAUUCACCAGAAUCUCGUACUUGGAGCCCUGGAUACAUAAGCAGCUGAGGAGCUUUGCACUCCAAGAGCUGCCUGGAUCUCCAUCCUCUGACUAA
Messenger RNA from Lonchura striata (white-rumped munia), 783 nucleotides. Lineage: Eukaryota; Metazoa; Chordata; Aves; Passeriformes; Estrildidae. The record is from RefSeq and is a predicted model, not a curated record.